AUGUACUUUUCAGCCGAUCCUUCAAACAACCCCACCAAAGCUUCAAUGGAUAUCACCCAGCUAAGGGCCUUCACCGCCAACGGCGAUCUCGCGCUCAAUCCGAGCCCAAUGGAACGCCAGUUGCUCCGAGGAUUCGAGCCAUCCGAGCUGCGGAGCUACAACGCCGCAGUUGAGAAGUUCAUGGAGUACCAACGCGCCACCUCGUCGGUCCCUUUCCGGCUUCCGGCGUCGGUCGAUGACAUCGAGGGGUUCGUCUUCUGGGCCGGUCGGGUUUACGGCGUCCGGAAGCCCCAGGAAGUGUCCUCGAAGACUUUGGCAGAGUUCCUCUCUGGAAUCCAGGCAUGGCACCAAUAUCACAACGUGGUAUACCCGCGCAUGCUACGGGUUGAAGUCAUGCUACGAGCGUCCAAGAAGAUGGACAAAGAGAUCGAAAAAUACCGACUUGCCCAUGGUGUGGACGAAAUCUCUAAAAGUGGUCGGAAAUCAGACGCAUCUGCCAAGUCCGCCAAGAAACCUGCCAAAGCAGCUAAUUCGGACCAAUCUGAUGACGAUGACGACCAAAAGAGCCGUAAACGCAAGCGAUUGUCUCAAGACAAGAUCACCUCAACAAUCGCACCCCUUCGAAAGAAUGGCACUGGUGGACCUACAAAAGCCGAUCGAGACAGUGUCAAAAAUCGCAAAUCUGUCCGAUCGGAGUCAGAGGCCUCUGAAGCGGAGUCAGUCGAUGCAGAAGAAUGGCAUGCCAAACACAAAAAGUUACCGAGUUGGGAGGAUCUGAUUCGCAGCGUUCGAACAAUUGAGAAGCCCAGCGUCAAUGACGACAAUGCCUCGCAAAAAUCCCGAGAAAAAGCGGAUAACGUCAUCAACGUUUGUCUACUAUGGAAAAAUGGACGUGUUUCAUGGGUCUCCAACGAGGUUGCUCGAGAUAAGCUCCCCCAAAAAAUGCUUGACUUCUAUGAAGACCAUCUACAAUUCUCGACCACUGAGCCAUAA
Molecule: messenger RNA, 993 nt
Organism: Puccinia triticina
Lineage: Eukaryota; Fungi; Basidiomycota; Pucciniomycetes; Pucciniales; Pucciniaceae
Exons: 7
Coding region: 1-993 (330 amino acids)
Cellular component (GO): nucleus
Source: RefSeq, a predicted model, not a curated record